Messenger RNA from Pocillopora damicornis (cauliflower coral), 975 nucleotides. Its product is annotated as histamine H2 receptor. Gene Ontology annotation, cellular component: membrane. Lineage: Eukaryota; Metazoa; Cnidaria; Anthozoa; Scleractinia; Pocilloporidae. Gene Ontology annotation, biological process: G protein-coupled receptor signaling pathway. Gene Ontology annotation, molecular function: G protein-coupled receptor activity. The record is from RefSeq and is a predicted model, not a curated record.
UUGCUCAUUGGCAAAUGAGCCUAAAAUUUGAUGAAUGCUAGAGUUUAAUUUUCUGAAGCAGGAGCUAUAGAAAAAGCUUAAAACUGGGGUGACUCCUCAUAGACUUCUAGUUUGUCAUGACUGCGACCAACUUUACGUGCUUUUUCUUUUAUACUGGAUGGGAACAGGGCGAAAAAGAAACAUUUGCAAGUGUUGUCUUAUGCGUUUUGUGCGCUCUGCUCGCAUUGACUGCGAUCUCGGGAAAUGGUAUUGUCAUCUUUGUAAUAUGGAGCACACGGGAGCUACAUUCGCCAUCUUUGGUUUUGCUGCUGCUUUUGGCCGCGUCAGAUUUUCUUGUCGGAUUGGUUGGCCAGCCAUUCUUCGUUGCUUUCAAGAUUGCGGAGAGCCUCAGAUAUUUCAGCGCGUAUUGUAACUUGCGACUGAUUCAGUUUUUUUCUGGGUGGAUAACUUCUGGUGUGUCUUUUAUUACACUUAGUGCCAUCUCUGUCGACAGACUCCUCGCUUUAAUCCUCCAUUUGCGUUACAAAAACAUCAUCACAGUACGACGUGUGAUAAUAGCAGUGAUCGUUGUUUGGCUGGUUUGCUCCAUUCUGACCAUAUUGAAAUUUUGGGUGCAAAACUGGAUCAUUAUCGCAGUUUGUACUAAUUUAUCGGCUGCUGUAGUAAUUGCGUUUUGUACUGGUAAAAUUUUUCGAAUUGCGCGAAGACACGAGCGGCGCAUUAAGGAACAGAACGUUGCAUUAACACUUAACCCGUCCUUGGCGGGGGACUUUAACAACAUCGAUCGUCACAGAUAUCGUUGGCACAUUAGCACAUCUGGGAAGUCAAGGAAAAGCCAUUACUUCCCCACAACAAAAUGGCACAGUUAUCUUUUAUAGACUAGAGGUCCAUUCGGGUUACCAGCAGCAUGCCAGAAAUCAGGCCCUGUUUGUUCGAUGGGCGAAUAACUCUAUCCAACGGAUAAAUCGCUAUCCA